This is a messenger RNA of Candoia aspera, 4911 nucleotides long. RefSeq names its product solute carrier family 7 member 2 (gene SLC7A2). Bases 206 to 2179 code for a protein of 657 amino acids. NCBI's taxonomy places the organism in Eukaryota, Metazoa, Chordata, Lepidosauria, Squamata, Candoiidae. Gene Ontology annotation, molecular function: L-ornithine transmembrane transporter activity; L-lysine transmembrane transporter activity; L-arginine transmembrane transporter activity. Gene Ontology annotation, cellular component: plasma membrane. The record is from RefSeq and is a predicted model, not a curated record. The transcript is spliced from 12 exons. Gene Ontology annotation, biological process: L-ornithine transmembrane transport; L-arginine import across plasma membrane.
GCUGCUGCCCAAUAAAAUAAUUUUUGAGAUUGCCUUUAGGUUGGUAGUACCUCCUAUCAAAAAAGUUAAAUAUGCUGUUGUGACUUAUUUUUGAAAACAUAGCCAAGCAAAAGGAAACAACUUACCAGGUACCCUUUCCCUGCCCUGCUUAUGACCAAAGAGAAUUUGAAAGUGCAAUUUGAAAAAAUUGGCUUUUUCAUCCAACAUGAAGACCUGUGGCCCAGCCUUGUCAUUUGCUCAGUGCCUGUUGAGAAGAAAGAUCGUCACUGGGGACAGCCUUGAGGACUCCAAGUUAUGCCGCUGUUUAUCAACUGUGGAUCUUAUCGCUUUAGGAGUAGGAAGCACCCUGGGUGCGGGCGUUUAUGUUCUUGCUGGAGAAGUUGCAAAAGCGGAUUCUGGACCGAGUAUUGUACUUUCUUUCCUCAUAGCUGCCCUAGCUUCUGUGAUGGCUGGACUCUGUUAUGCAGAAUUUGGCGCUCGUGUUCCAAAGACUGGCUCAGCCUAUCUGUACACAUAUGUUACAGUUGGUGAAAUCUGGGCUUUUAUCACUGGCUGGAAUCUCAUUUUGUCCUACGUUAUAGGUACUUCGAGUGUUGCAAGAGCAUGGAGUGGAACCUUUGAUGAACUUCUUGGAAAACAAAUUGGCUAUUUUUUCAGAACCUAUUUCAGAAUGAAUUAUUCUGGUCUAGCAGAAUAUCCAGAUUUUUUUGCAGUCUGUCUAAUAUUGCUCCUAGCAGGACUUUUAUCAUUUGGAGUAAAAGAAUCUGCAUGGGUGAAUAAAGUCUUCACUGCUGUUAACAUCUUGGUCCUGCUCUUUGUUAUGAUUUCUGGCUUUGUGAAAGGCAACAUUAAUAACUGGAAGAAAACUGAAGAAUUUCUGAUAAACUACACUGCAGAAAUUAAAAAUCUGUCAUCCUCUGAGAAUGUGACAAGUAUGUUUGGAAUUGGUGGCUUUAUGCCAUAUGGCUUUACCGGAACGCUAGCUGGUGCUGCGACCUGCUUUUAUGCUUUCAUAGGAUUUGAUUGCAUUGCAACUACUGGGGAAGAAGUCAGGAAUCCCCAGAGGGCCAUACCAGUUGGAAUUGUAGCAUCUCUACUUGUCUGUUUUCUGGCCUAUUUUGGAGUUUCAGCUGCUUUAACACUUAUGAUGCCAUACUACUUAAUUGAUGAGAAAAGUCCUCUCCCUGUAGCAUUUGAGUAUGUUGGCUGGGGUCCAGCAAAAUACCUUGUAGCAGUGGGAUCUCUGUGUGCUUUAUCAACAAGUCUCCUUGGAUCCAUUUUCCCCAUGCCUCGCGUAAUCUAUGCUAUGGCAGCGGAUGGCUUGCUUUUCAAAUGUCUAGCUCAAAUCAACCCCAAAACGAAGACUCCGCUUGUUGCGACUUUAUCAUCAGGGGCUGUUGCAGCUCUAAUGGCUUUUCUCUUUGACCUAAAAGCCUUAGUAGACAUGAUGUCUAUUGGUACACUUCUUGCAUACUCACUGGUAGCUGCUUGUGUUCUCAUUCUUAGGUACCAACCCAGUUUAAACUAUGAGCAACCAAAAUAUUCAGCAGAAAAAGAGGCUCUUGCGGGAUCAGAAGGUGAACAUAAAAGUGAAUCUCAAAUUAGCAUGAUACCAAGAAGGAGUUUCAGUCUACAAAUGCUGAUUAAUCCAUCAAGUUUACCAACCCAACAGUCUGCUACUAUAGUUAGCCUUCUUGUGGGUCUUUUGGCUUUCCUGAUUUGUGGAUUAAGCAUUCUGACAACCCAUGGGAUUCAUUCACUUGCAGAUAUGGAGAUCUGGAGUAUUUGUCUUCUUAUGUCUCUUUUCAUACUAUUUGGGAUGAUUAUGCUUAUCAUCUGGAGACAACCUCAGAAUCAACAGAAAGUGACGUUUAUGGUUCCAUUCUUGCCAUUCUUGCCAUCUUUGAGUAUCUUAGUGAACAUAUACUUGAUGGUACAGCUAAGUGGAGAGACGUGGAUCCGGUUCAGCAUCUGGAUGGCACUUGGACUCCUCAUUUACUUUGCAUAUGGCAUCCGAAAUAGUGUGGAAAGCUGUCCCAAGGAGGAAGAGGAAGAUGAUGACAACUGCUCAGAAAGAAGCGAAACUUCAGAAAAGAAGCAUAUGGGAGAUACAAGUGAACAUGAACAUGCAAGUGAAAAUACUCAGUUUAUUCCACAUGAAAAGACAAGUGAAUGUUAGGGGUCAUUGAUCAAUCUGUUGUGUGUGCUUUCAAGCAGGGAUGGCAGCCGAAUGGAGUUGCUGGAGAAAUGGUGAAGUACUUGCUCCCCCAAAAUUAGCAGUAAUCCACUUGUGCUUUAUGGAAACAGCUGCUAGAAUACAUGAAAUAUGAUCUAAAUUAGCUGCUAGAUAUCUCUUCCAACAGGGACUUGCCUCAGAUGGUUGCGAUCUUUAAAAAAAUAAGAAAGUGGAGGGAAAUAAAUUUUCCAAGGGGGCCAAUCUGAUUCUUCUGUCAUGUUAUAUAAGUUGGUGAUUUCCUUAAUAACAUCCUCCAACUUUAAUUGGCAGGUACUAUAUAACUAAUUCUUUAGGAGUAUCUAAAGACGAAAAGUUGAAUAUUACGGUUCAUAAUACUGGAGCCAUGUUUUUAUUGUGUUUUAAAAACAGGGUAGCAUUGCUAAAUAAUCACACGACUACUUGAUUUCCAUCACUCUCUGUUCCUUUCCAUACCUUGUUUCUAACCCAGCCACCUCUUUUGCAGUGUCUUCUUCUGUGUCAUUGCUCUAUCUUGUCCCCAUCCUGUGAGUAAGAGGCUGAGGUUGUCCUUAGCUGUAUUUAAUAUCGAAGGCAGGCUCAGGCUCUAUAAACUCAGUUACACUUUGUCAUACAUUACCUUGGAGGGGAGUGAGGUGAUGGUCAGUGACUGGGAACAGAGCAACUGUGACAGGAUAAGGGCUGGCAAGAAGGAUAGCAAAUGUAAUCCAAUACAGUUUUGUGCCGAUUUAAGGAUGAGUGGAGAAGCCUUCAACUCAACAGUGGGGAAAGGUCCAGAAUUCAUAGAAAUUUGUGGGAAAAAAAUACAGCUAUCCAAGCUAAUAUCUGCUUUGCUGUUAACUGUAAGCUAUAUAAAUCAUGAACAUCCUUCUGAAAAAAAAAUUAAGUACAGUACUUGGAAUGGAUAUAUUUCAUAGAAGCUAGUUUGACAUUAUGUUUAUAUCAUUUCUAAGUUCUUCAUCCUUGCCAAUGAAAAUGAAAAACACGGAUGAAUGACUAAUUCAAACAAAUGAUGAAGCACUAACAAAAUGGCAUGUCUGUAGAAUUGAGGUUGGUGAAAUGCUGAUGCGUCUGUUGACUUGCUUAAUAUAUGAAUAUCCUGAAUUCGUCAGUACUGCCAGAGAUUGGGCUGCAGAACUGUGCUCCCCUAUAUUACUUGGUAGAUUAUCCCAUCAAAUAUACAAAAGAAAACUCCUGUUCAAAAACUGGCUGAUUUUGGGAUGUUGUGAGUAGAGUGAGCAUUGAAUGUACAUGCUCUACUGUCCUGCUCAAGUUACAAAGAAUUUGGAAUGUUUCAUUUAGGUCAUUAACUGCUGUUUGCAUAUUUCAUCAGAUCCUUAGCAAACUGUGAUUCAUUUUAACUAAUUUAAAAUGUCAGCUUCAAACCAUGGCUUAUAAAAUAAUUUAAGUAAUCCACAAUUAAUAGGAAUAAAAGCGAAAGGUGAAACAUGAUGUUAUUUUGGAAAUGAAGGAUUGUCCUCUCCAGUCACUUCAGGAGAGGGGAGCAGGCACUGCAAGCUUUCGACCUACUACAACUUGUCCUCAUCACAAUAAACUGGUCUCUCCAUGACUCCCAAACACAGCCACUAGAUUCUUCUUCCUGUUUAGGAAACAGUGCUCUUCAGAAGAUUCUUUUGUCGUUGUAAGUGAUAAAAUAUUUAUUAAAUAACUCAUGAAUAAAUUUUUAUUUUUGUGAUGUUCCCUCUGUUUAUGAGAUAGAGGUAUGAAUAUAUUGGGCGGGGGGACAAAAAACAUUGCUCAAAGAAGUUUUAGCGACACUAAUGUUAAAGUGUGAUGGGCCUUUUUUUAGUUUUGAGAUAAUAUAUGUUUAGCAACAAAUGUAGGCACCUUCUUCACUGCCAGUGCCUAUUGCUGGGUAUGAUUGUGGCUUGACACUGUAGCAGAUGUGCAAGUUAGUUCCCAGCAUACCACAUGGGAUAAGGCAAGACACUGAACCCUUUUUAAGAAACAAUACAUGUGUCAGAGCCAGCAAGUCCCAAAGAAAAGACUUUUUCUCAUGUCCAAGAGUGUUCAUUUCCAUCUUUCUCUUUGACCAUGUAAGGAUGUUUUUUUAAAAAAUCUUCAGGUUCCUUUUCCUUAAACAACCAAAAGAAAAAAAUGCUAACAAAGGUAAUGAAUAAUAAUAAAAAAACCCACGUCUAAUUAUGUGUUGCUUUAAGAUACCUAUGUUUGCACUGAUUUUUCCUAAUUCAGCAUGCUUAUUUACAGUAUAUGUAACUUGUAAAACUGAUAUGUCAUGGAAGACUUCAGUGAGAAUAGCAGAUGUGGGAGCACAAAUCUUUUCUUUAAAAAUGUAAGCAUACAAUUUUAACUUUCUGUGCCCAAGCUUACAUAAAUGGGUACAGAAACACUUACAAAAUGCAUGCAGUGGGAUGGCAGUUUGAAGAUACAACUGUGCUUCUACUGUUGGCACAUCUCAGAUAUACAUGCAAAUACGGAAAUUCUACAUGUGCAAAAAAUCUAUAAAUCUAAAUAUAUUACUUGUGUUAUUGUUUAUAAAACAGGCACAUACAUGGGCUUAAAAAAAGAGUAGUCUUUUUCUUUAAAUAUAAUUUAGAGACAUACUCAGCUAACCAUCUGAGGGGUACUUUCAAGGAAACUGGACUGAAAAGUAGAGAACCAGCUCUUUAAAAUUUUAGGAACCAUGUCUGGAAAAAUAAAUAAGCUUCUGACUGAAA